AUGACGAAUUCCUUCUCGAAGCCCAUGACUCCUGAAGAAGAAAGGCGACAGCAGAAGCGACAGCUGAUGCCUUUUCCUCCAGUCCAAGAAGAAAAGGAACGGAAGAUCAAAAAUUUCAAGUACGCAGUGGGAGCUCAGUCUGGGUAUUUUUCUCAUUGGCGUCUACGAAGAGCUGGACCUCCAGCAGACAUGAUCGCUCAUGUCAUGGGAUAUGCAAAGUCUGUCGCAGACUUGCAGCUCAGUCAUGAACAACAAUCUGUGUUGUAUCGGAAGUGUCUCACAGACACGGCUUUGACAGCCUACGACAAGGCAUUGGCCAAGUACAGGGCACGUAUUGCUGCUGUACCGGCUCAAGGCGAUCAACCAGCACAGAUGGCCGUCGAUUUCGAUAUCACGGCCUGUCUUAAGACAUUCGUUGGCUCUCGAACUACAGAGGUAGCUCGGUUCAAUCAAGUGGAAGGCCUCAAGGUCUCCCGAAAGCCUCGAAAGAUCGAGUGUCACGAGUGGGAAGACGACUACCUAGUCGCAGUUGAAGCCGCAGAAUGGCUUCGUGGCACUCAUCCAGUGCCAGAAGGGGUAGCAUUGCUCCGACAUUAUCUGGAUUCAUAUCCAGCGAAUUGGGUCACGGAGUACGAAAAGAUCCACGGCAAGACUCUUGAUGAUAAGGAAAUGGGAGACGUGACGUCUUUCAUGCAUGAUCGUGCAGUGGAAGCUGACUCGGCAGCUUCGCGCAAUCAACAGCGCCAGAAGGCGACAGUAGCGAAGGGAAAGCCUUCGUCAUGA
Messenger RNA from Seminavis robusta, 783 nucleotides. The record is from the annotation of a GenBank genome assembly. NCBI's taxonomy places the organism in Eukaryota, Bacillariophyta, Bacillariophyceae, Naviculales, Naviculaceae.